Molecule: messenger RNA, 708 nt
Organism: Euleptes europaea (tarantolino)
Lineage: Eukaryota; Metazoa; Chordata; Lepidosauria; Squamata; Sphaerodactylidae
Gene: NBL1
Product: NBL1, DAN family BMP antagonist
Exons: 3
Coding region: 34-558 (174 amino acids)
Biological process (GO): animal organ morphogenesis
Molecular function (GO): receptor ligand activity; BMP binding
Source: RefSeq, a predicted model, not a curated record
CCCAGUUUUAGAGUUCCAGCAGAAGAGGCUACGAUGCUGUGGAUCCUGCUGGGUGCCUUCCUUCCGGCCCUGAUCCUGGCAGCGCCACCUCCCAUUAACAAGCUGGCCUUGUUCCCAGACAAGAGCGCCUGGUGCGAAGCCAAGAACAUCACGCAGAUAGUGGGACACAACGGCUGCGAGUCCAAGUCCAUCCAGAACAGGGCCUGCUUGGGCCAGUGCUUCAGCUACAGCGUGCCCAACACCUUCCCCCAGUCCACGGAGUCCCUGGUGCAUUGCGACUCCUGCAUGCCUGCCCAGUCCUUGUGGGAAAUUGUGACGCUGGACUGCCCCAGCAACGAGGACAUCCCCCGUGUGGACAAGCUGGUGGAGAAGAUCCUGCAUUGCAGCUGCCAGGCUUGUGGGAAGGAGCAGAGCCAGGAAGGGGCGCUCUUCAACGUCUACCUGAACGCCGAUGAGAACCUCCCCGGCCACCCCCAGCAGGAGGGGGAAGAUGCCCCCGCCCCCCCGCCCCACCACCAGCACCACCACCGCCAGCACGAAGAAGAGGCCGAGGAGUGAGCGCCAGGCUCCCAGGACUGUCCCCUUCGGCGGAGGCUGGGAUAGCUUUCCUUUCUCUCCAAUAGCCAUCAUGCUUUGCUCUUAGCCAUUUUGCUGUUGGGGAAGGGGCCGAGCGGAAGCAGAAACUUUACUGGGGCACAACUGGGGCGU